Molecule: messenger RNA, 660 nt
Organism: Cooperia oncophora
Lineage: Eukaryota; Metazoa; Nematoda; Chromadorea; Rhabditida; Trichostrongylidae
Source: the annotation of a GenBank genome assembly
AUGGUGCCUGUUGCUGCUGCUGUGGUUGGUAUAUUGGUAAUACUUGUCUUUAUUUACUGCUGUUGUUGCGGCAAAGCAGAAGAGAUGCCGCCCGAAACCCUUGGGGAUGACGAAAGGAGACGAAAGAGAAAACACCACAGCGAGAGGUCGACAGGAAGACAUGAAAGCAGUUCUGGAGGUUCAUCUUCUCACGCGAGAGAGUCGAGGCAUUCGAAAUCUACACCACAGGAUCGUCCGCCAGAACGUGCUGCUUCUCUUCCCCAGAUCAGAGUUGGAGACAUACAGGAGCGAGCCACACAAGGAGAAACUAUGGAAGAAGAAGCCCGUCGUCCUGGUCAUCAUCGACGAAUCGACCGCGCCACACGACGACUGAAACGACUUUUACGGUUGACCAGAGAGGACGAGAAGAAGGGUGCAACAGCGCCCACAAUGGACGACAUACCGAAUAUACUCGACGCCAUGGGAUCAGUAGAAGGACCCGGUACACCUGGUGCGCCUGUCCCAUAUGGGGCACAACCGAUGCCAGCUGCUCCUGGUCCACCUGGGGCGCCUCCGCCUCCAUACGGUCGUACACAACCGUCGAAUGCUCCGCCUGGUUACGAAGGGUUGACGCCUUUCAUGCACGAUACGCAGAGAACUGAAGAAGCGCCAAGAUUUUAG